Messenger RNA from Pseudophryne corroboree (corroboree frog), 2377 nucleotides. Its product is annotated as protein Wnt-7a-like. Lineage: Eukaryota; Metazoa; Chordata; Amphibia; Anura; Myobatrachidae. The transcript has 4 exons. Gene Ontology annotation, cellular component: extracellular region. Gene Ontology annotation, biological process: multicellular organism development; positive regulation of JNK cascade; canonical Wnt signaling pathway. Gene Ontology annotation, molecular function: cytokine activity; frizzled binding. The record is from RefSeq and is a predicted model, not a curated record. Bases 169 to 1221 code for a protein of 350 amino acids.
GCUCUGUGUCCAUGCCUCCGUGUGUUCAUCCCUAUCUCCCCUCUGUUCCUACCUGGCACAUGCAAUUUGCUUUUUUUUUUUCCUGCAGGUAGAAUGAUUUCAACGACCGAUGCUGCAGGAAAGUCUCACACAGGCUGACAAGCGGGGAAAAGCCUGGCUGAUAACAGCAUGAGACUGAAGCUGAGCUGGCUGGACCUGUGUCACACUGUGCUUUGCAUUGGGUUGAUGCUUUGCGGAGAAGGUGGAGUGUCCUCUGUGCUGGCACUUGGUGCUAGUAUAAUUUGCCGCAAGAUGCCGGGUUUAUCACCAAGACAGAGAAGCAUCUGCGAAGCUCGUCCAGAUGCCAUAAUAGCUAUUGGUACUGGUGCCCGCAUAGGUACUGAAGAAUGCCGUUACCACUUUCAGCAUAGCCGGUGGAAUUGCAGCUCACUGGGGGAACCAAGUCUCUUUGGACCGGAGCUAAAAGUAGGCAGCCGAGAAACAGCCUUUCACUAUGCUAUCCUCUCUGCUGGCAUUGCCCACGCCAUCACCAACGCCUGCAGCCAUGGCAACAUGACCUAUUGUGGCUGUGACUGGGAGAAACACGGGCAGCAGGACUCCGAGAAAGGAUGGAGAUGGGGAGGAUGUUCUGCUGACGUGAAACAUGGCCUACGCUUGUCCAAAGAGUUUAUGGACGCCAGAGAAGUGAAGCGCCAUGCCCGUACCCUGAUGAACCUGCACAAUAACCUGGUGGGGAGAAAGUUGCUGGAGAAGAAUGUCCGCUUGGAGUGCAAGUGUCAUGGCGUUUCAGGCUCCUGUGCGCUGAAGACAUGUUGGAACACGUUGCCCCAUUUCCGAGAGGUGGGCUACAUGCUGAAGGAAAGGUACAAGGAAGCCGUCAUGGUUGAGGCUGUUAGGGGCCGCCGCCAACAACUUCCCACUUUUCUCAAACUGAAGAACCCUCAGAGCUAUACCAAGCCAGCAGAUACUGAACUGGUGUUUGUGGACCACUCGCCAAACUUCUGCGAGGCAAACAACGCAACAGGGAGCGUGGGAACUUAUGGGCGUCUGUGUAACCGCACGUCCUCUCAGUCUGACAGCUGUGAGUUCUUGUGCUGUGGCCGGGGAUAUAAAACCUUCCAGUACACUCACACAUGGCAGUGCCACUGCAAGUUUCACUGGUGCUGCCACGUAACAUGCAGUACAUGCAGUGAACGGACGCAAGCCUACACGUGCAACUGACAAGUGUGAGCACACAAGCAUUGCUUAGCAUGGCAUGUGGGUCCCAGGAUGUGUAAGUUGGGGCACACGACCCGAGUUGCUCUGCGCAUAUCUGCCAGAGUACAGCUCAGACACUGAGAAGACAGAGGAAGCCACUGAACUGUAAAGAGAGACUAGAGGCCUGGAAUCAUACAACUGCAGUGACAAGAUGGAGAGAGUGAGAGAUCAAAAUAAAUGGAACACAGAGCAAGCAUUGGACUAGAAGGGUCAACUGCCCUAGUCCAUAACGUCCUCUAGGUGCACUUGCAUGAUUAACUUCACACUUUGCGGGAGAUGUAUCAAGACUCGGAGAGAGAUAAAUUGAAGAUGUUGCCCAAAGCAAUCAGCUUCUGUCAUUUAUCUAGCACAGUGGUUCUCAAACUCGGUCCUCAGGACCCCACGUGGUUUACGUUUUCUAUGUCACCCAGCAGCUGCACUGUGUGUCACCAACUGUCACAUUUAAAAAAUGUACAGGUGACCUGCAAAACAUAAAUCGUGUGGGGUCCUGAGGACCAAGUUUGAGAACCUGAGAUCUAGCACAUUCUUUUAAAUGACAGUUGGACAUUUAUUGGUUGCUGUGGGCAACUACUUAACUUUAUUCAUGGGCUAGAUGCAUCAUUGUUUGGAGAGUGAUAAAAUGGAGUGAGAAAAGUACCAGCCAAUCAGCUCCUAACUGCCUUGUCACAGGCCCUGUUUGAAAAAUGACAAGAGCUGGUUGGCUGGUAGUUUAUCACUUUCCAUUUUAUCACUCUCCAAAAGAUGAUGCAUCUACUGUAUAUCUCUUCGAGCCUUGAUACAUCUUCCCGCCUACAAGAAGACAAUUCUGUAUUCACUUAUAUCAGCUUCAUUCGCCUGCACUCUAGCCCCAAUUUUCUUUUUCUUUUGAAGUAACAUCCAAUAAAGCUGGGUUGUUAUUGCGACUUUAAAUCAUGGUCCGUAGACAAACAGGAUCAUUCUACAUUCUACAAAAGUCGCAAUACACCCUUUUGUUUCAAAAACUGUACAGGAAAUGGGAAAACUAAAUACUCCAGUAAAGUAUGGGUGAGGUGGGCUAUCUUUUAGGGUAUGUUGAAAUAGGCCAUCUUGAAUCUAAGUCAGGUUUUUCAAAUGGAAAAGGGGGUCGUGUAACAUGUCAAAC